Molecule: messenger RNA, 384 nt
Organism: Necator americanus (New World hookworm)
Lineage: Eukaryota; Metazoa; Nematoda; Chromadorea; Rhabditida; Ancylostomatidae
Exons: 7
Coding region: 1-384 (127 amino acids)
Source: RefSeq, a predicted model, not a curated record
AUGCGGUAUCGAAGCUAUAGACGCUCUACGAGUCGUCUUAGCUCACUGAAUCGUUCUUCAACACUUCUACCGUACUCUUUAUAUCGUCUUGCACGCUCCGAGGGAGAGAGCGUAAUCCAAAGAGCCUUUCAUACGACCCUUAACGGGCACUAUCCAGGGCUUCCUUGGCGUUCUGUUUCGCAGUUACGCCGAGCCGCAUCUAAGAGCAAGUCAGUUUCAGCUCGACAAGAACGCCGAGCCACCUUGGGAUCCAGACCCAUACUGCUGAGGUCAACUCGUCCACAGCCGUCGUCGCACGUCGCGUCGGCUCCACCCUCCACAUUCCACCCUAACUCGUCUAUUCCGAUAACUAGGAAUUUUGAAAGCUACCCACUUGCCGCAUGA